AUGGCACUACACCAAAGACCACGGGGAAGUUCCAAGCUCGAGGAGCUACUACCAAGUUUACUCAUCCUCAAGGGCUUAGAGUCUAGGGAAAUUUCAAAGAAAGAUGCCGAGUUCAGGCAAACGGUUCACGGGGCACAGCAUGAACGGCGGACAAGGACGAUACCGGCCCGGAAGCCUCAACGCACGCCGAAUACACUGGUGAGCCAACGGAUCACCAACGGCAGACCCUUCCGCUUUUUCGAACUACCGCAAGAGAUUAGAGAUGAGGUCUAUUCCCAUCUCGUCGUUCGCAAGACCUCGCGUUCCCUCCCCAUCCUUGACGCAACAGCCAUCCUAAAUGACCGCAAGAAACGCCUCGCAGCACGCAAGUCUCGGGAGCGACUGAACCAACGACGGCUCUCAACUGGACAACGACCAGUAUGUCCCCGUGCAGCAGAUCCCGAGCCAAUCCUGCACCUGGAACUCCUCCGAGCAUCUCAGCGACUAGCUGGCGAAGCAACAGAUUGCAUGUACACCAACAACUGGUUUGCUAUCUCGCUCAAUAAGCUCCCGGUGCCUACUUACGAAUUCCCGCAAGGCUGGGAUCUAUCACGCAUCAAACGACUGCAGGUAGAACUGCAGUUGAAGGAUGCUAUACGAAUGAACCGAUACGUCGACUGGGCUUCUUUCCUCUCUGCGUUCCCGUCACUACAGUUUCUGCGUAUUGUUCCUACGCUUCAUCCAAGAUACUACGAAUGGUCGCAUCCGGAGUUCUAUGAAUGGUCUAGCACGCCUUUUGUCCACAAAGCCUUCUUCAGAGAGCUACUGACGGCAGUACCGGGCUAUGUGGAUCUGAGGAUUGGGCUGCCAGUGGAUGGUGCGGCGGAUGACGUGCAGAUGCAAGGCGAGAUUGCCGUGCAUCGAAAGUAUCUGUGCGACAUGUAUGCAGAACUCGGGAGUAGGGUUGAUGCUGCCGGGAGGCGGUUGGAAGUGGGAAGAAUUGUAUCAUAG
Molecule: messenger RNA, 990 nt
Organism: Alternaria postmessia
Lineage: Eukaryota; Fungi; Ascomycota; Dothideomycetes; Pleosporales; Pleosporaceae
Exons: 1
Coding region: 1-990 (329 amino acids)
Source: RefSeq, a predicted model, not a curated record